ACGUGUGAAUUUCCCACCGUUUAAAGGUCGCUCGUGGGUGCGCACUGAUCCAUGUCCCAGCCUUUUUGGAAACAGGCCUUCAGACCCUCCUCACACACUCCUGACUCUCCACGUCACUUCACAGACAAACUAACCGGACUUCAUUCCUGCGUGUGUCUCAUCGUUGCAGGUUUAUGGCGUGGCACGAACACAUCCGUCUAAACUGAGUCUCUGCACAUGUUUGAGCUCCAAAGAUAGCAGCAUUACGCACCAAGGGCCCUUUGUUUCAGCUCAUAACCAUCAGUCCACUCCAGAAGUGAUGGUGCUGUGGCACCGUGGACAACUAUCACAGGAGAAAGUUUAAUAUCUGAGAACUGAACAAAGCCAUGAGGGACCGACUGAGCCACCUGCAGGAAAUGUCCAAUGGGUCCGUGGAACCGAUGGAAUAUGCCGAGUCCACAGUGUCCGACACGUUCAGUAAUGUGGACCUGGAAGAGGAGCUGCCCCAUGAGGCCAUCGUGUUCGACAACAGCCCCGUUCUGGCCGAGGUCUUCUCCCAGUCACAGGAGAUCCACAGAGAGGUCCAGCUCAUCCGCCUGGAGGUGAAGAGGCUUCGUGAGCAGAACUCCCGCAUGCUCCAGGGCACUACCACCAUGAGCACUAUCAAAAGGGACUCCAAUGCCAUCGGUGCUGACAUCAAGUCCAGGGCUGAGGGUGUGUUGUCUCGCCUGAAGGACAUGGACGGCACCGCUCAUAAGCUAGAAGAAGUCCACGGCUCUAAUUCUGCCAUCACACGGAUCGCCAGAACCCAGUACGCUUGCCUCAGCAAUGGUUUCCGCGAUGCCAUGUUUGACUAUAAUGAAGCUGAGAUGAGCCACCGGGAAAACUGUAAAGCCCAGAUCCAGAGGCAGAUGGAGAUAGUAGGGCGUGAGGUGACGGGGGAGGAGGUGGAGGAGAUGAUCGAAACGGGUCAGUGGAACACCUUCGCUGACAACAUUACGACUGAGGGGAAAACGGCGCGAUCGGCUUUGACCCAGAUCGAGAAGCGGCAUCAGGAGUUGCUGGACCUGGAGAACCGGAUCAAAGGCAUCCAUGAGAUCUUCCUGGACAUUGCCCUGCUGGUGGAGGAGCAGGGGCCCAUGCUGACCUCCAUCCAAACCAACGUACAGAAAACUGACGAACACUUGCAGGACGCCCUCGUCAAACUGGGCAAGGCCAAGCGUCACGACAAGAACAACCCUUUUAAGAAGAUGUUCUGCAGCUGCUUCCCCUGCUACAACUAAAGAACGCAUUAAUUAAACUAUCGCAAAGCAUGAAAGUGGACAAUCCUCAGCACAGAGAACCUUUUUAGUAUGUCAUUGUAUGUGGUUUUUAAUGUGACAAAGCAUCUGUAAGCACAACCUGAUGAGUCAGAAACAGGCAUCUCGUAUCAAAUUUUAGUCCCCCAUGAAUGAUGUGUACUGUAGUUUUUGGAUUUUUUUUUUCUUUUAUCCAGUUGAGUUUUUACAUCAGAGGGGAUUUAUGGAAUAAACAGUGUGGUUACUGACAGAAGCAUUAAACUGCAGACAGUUCUAUGAAAGACGAGACACAUAUUUAUCCUUCUAAUGAGAGUAAACUGUCCUGGUAGGUAUCGAAAUAAUACAUGGUGCAAUAUGGAAAUUUAACCAUCCAUUAAGUUAUUUUUCAGUGUUUAAUUCUAAGUCAUUCUGGUAAAAUAAAACACUGUCGGAGAUGUCACUAAGAUGAGGCUGUACAGUGUAAUUCUUAGGGAUAAAACUGUAAAUGUUUCCUUGAUGAUGUUCACCGUGCCUUUGUUUUAAUCAUAAUAUUACACAUGGAUUAUGUAGCUGAUGUGUAUUUUAUGAGUGCAUUGGAUUGAUAAUGGCAUGUUUUUGUCUUGCCUGCUGUGGUGUCAUGUAUAUUACAUAAAACAACCUAAUUAAAAUACA
Messenger RNA from Sphaeramia orbicularis (orbiculate cardinalfish), 1928 nucleotides. It is a transcript of the gene stx11b.1, whose product is annotated as syntaxin 11b, tandem duplicate 1. Gene Ontology annotation, molecular function: SNAP receptor activity; SNARE binding. Gene Ontology annotation, biological process: synaptic vesicle fusion to presynaptic active zone membrane; intracellular protein transport; exocytosis. The coding region runs from base 366 to 1262 and encodes 298 amino acids. Lineage: Eukaryota; Metazoa; Chordata; Actinopteri; Kurtiformes; Apogonidae. The record is from RefSeq and is a predicted model, not a curated record. The transcript is spliced from 2 exons. Gene Ontology annotation, cellular component: presynaptic active zone membrane; synaptic vesicle; SNARE complex.